Messenger RNA from Drosophila teissieri, 1448 nucleotides. RefSeq lists its product as uncharacterized. Gene Ontology annotation, biological process: hemocyte migration. The coding region runs from base 253 to 1437 and encodes 394 amino acids. The record is from RefSeq and is a predicted model, not a curated record. Lineage: Eukaryota; Metazoa; Arthropoda; Insecta; Diptera; Drosophilidae. The transcript is spliced from 5 exons.
GUCGCAUGCUGCGUGAGAUUCAGUACACAAAUUUUUAAUCCUUUGAGGCUCCAAAAAGCGUCCUUUUGAAAAUCAAGAACUUGGUGAAAAAAUAAGUGCCAGUUACAAAAUAAUCCUUUGAAAAGUGCGCAAGAAGAAAAGCGGAAUAUUAUGAGUUUGCCAAUAUAGAAUUAUCGCGAACGGAGUGCUAGUUAGUUAUUUUAUAAACCCAAAAUCCAACUAAAUACAAAAGAAAAAACGCACUAUUUAAUUAUGAAUCUCGUAAUGUGCAAUCUCGUGCUGGCGUUCAUCGCCAUAACAUUUUUGAAGACGACACUCGCCUACGCGAAUUAUCCGACUGAAAUAAAUAUCAAUUAUUUCGACGUGCGGAAUUCGACCUUGCCCAUGACCACCUCCCAUCCCCACACCAAUCCUCCCCUCGGUCGCUACAUCCUCCCACCCCGCGAGUUCCACGACGCGGACGAGGACGAGAAGUCCCCCGACUACGAGCAGUACUCCGAGGAUCGGGCGAUCCAGAGGGACAGGUCGUACCUGAUCCAGUUAAUCCGCAGGCGCGUGCCUCGUGAUCAGGCCCCCCAGCAAGUGAAUCCUCGGGGCCGCAGUCUCGGUGGCCCCCACUGGGGGCAGGGCGACAACAAUCACCUUGACUCCGAUGCCGGCGUCGAUGGGAGCGAUGACUAUCCAUCGGAUCAGCCGGUCAACUCGACGUGGAAAGGUCGCAUCCCAGAGCAGAACUUGGUUAAAGAGCUGAGGAAAUACAACAUUUCGCGUACCAGGGAGCUCAACAAAAUGAUCGAGGCUCAUCUGCAGCUGAUGGCAAGGGAGGGCAUCUGCCAGGUGCCGCGGCCGGAGGUGGUCCACAUUACGAGGGAAACGAACACGGUCUACUCGCCUCGUGCCACGAUCCUGCACAGGUGCAGCGACAAGAUCGGAUGCUGCGAACCGGGAUGGACCUGCCAAAUGAAGAGGAACGAGACGGUGGUGCGGGUGUUCGCCAAGGUGCAAGGCCGUUACUCGGAGCCCUUUGUUGUGCCGAUGGAAAAUCACACGGAAUGCGGAUGUGUGAAGGUGGAAACGCGCCGCAAACGGAGUCCCAUUUGCCUGUGUCCCAAGCACUUCAGCGACUUCAGCUGGACGGGAUCGCAGGUGGGGCACCAGGAGGAUCACCAGGAGGUGCGUCUGUGGGAGCGGAGGGAGCAGCGCUGCCGAUGCGACUGCCACCUCAGCGACGACACGUGCAAGAGGCUGAAGAACGGCGUUGAGGGAUUCUCGGUGAUGGAGCGACGCCGCAUUCAAAGUGGGGAAGUCAGUCCGCCGUUCUGCAAUUACGGGGCGUAUGAUGUGAGGAACGGUCGAUGUCCGCGCCCAGGACUUCCGAAUCGGAAUCCGAAUCUGCAACCGUACUUCAAGUCAAGGCGUCAGAAUAGCAAAAGCUAAACCAAAUUCCC